AUGAACGGCAAUGAUGGCUUCGGUGUGUUGUCCAUUUUGGCACUCUUCGUCGAAGUCUGGACGAGCUUAGAACAUAGCGUUAGGAACAUGUCUUCUUACUUUGUUUUGGAAUACAGUACUAUACCGGUCAAGGUAUUUGAUAUGCAACACACUGUAAAAUCGAGGACGUCUCUGAAAUGGCCGGUCUGGGCCAAAGUACGGGCCAACUUGAAAGUUUCAAGUCUGAGAGUCAUCGGGAUCCCCAUGUGGAACUCUGGCUCGUACUUUGGUCCAGACGUUGUCCCAGACUGGCGAUAUUCUGGUAAAAAUUUCAAUAACUCCGAUGUAACUGGGCGAAAGCAGGAAGUGAUAAGAGGACCCCCGGAGGUCACACUCUGGCAUGCCCGUCAGGUUUCGAGGCGUGGAGGCAGCGCCAAGCUUCGUGCACGUACGGUUAGGCCUGGCGCAUCAUGGUGGGAGGUUGGAGGUUACUCAAUGUCGGGUGCUGUGCCGCCAAGUUUAAAUUCUGCUCAGCUACCUUUGACAAUAGUCGAAGACUUAAUUGUACUACACAUCGAGUCUUGA
Suillus fuscotomentosus is the source of this 564-nucleotide messenger RNA. RefSeq lists its product as uncharacterized. Bases 1 to 564 code for a protein of 187 amino acids. NCBI's taxonomy places the organism in Eukaryota, Fungi, Basidiomycota, Agaricomycetes, Boletales, Suillaceae. The record is from RefSeq and is a predicted model, not a curated record. The transcript has 5 exons.